AGCAAGAUGUUUCUUUCCAAUGAUACCAAUUUCCACCCUUCAUUUUUCAUACUGCUGGGGGUUCCAGGACUCGAAACUCUUCAUAUCUGGAUUGGGUUUCCCUUUUUUGCUGUAUAUCUGAUUGCACUAUUAGGGAACGUCACGAUUCUGUUUGUGAUCAAAACUGAGAGCAGCCUGCACCAACCCAUGUUCUACUUCCUGGCCAUGUUAGCCACCAUUGACUUGGGUCUCUCCACAGCUACCAUCCCUAAGAUGCUUGGUAUCUUCUGGUUCAACCUUAGAGAGAUAGUGUUUGAUGCCUGCCUCACCCAGAUGUUUUUCAUCCACAACUUCACAGGCAUGGAGUCAGCAGUCCUCUUGGCAAUGGCUUAUGACCGCUAUGUGGCCAUCUGCAACCCACUGCGAUAUAGCACCAUCCUCACCAACAAGGUGGUUUCUCUAAUUGGUCUUGGUGUAUUAAUGAGAUCAUUUAUUUCUGUUAUCCCAUUUGUAUUUCUCAUACUGCGAUUGCCCUUCUGUGGAAACCAUAUUAUUCCCCACACCUAUUGCGAACACAUGGGUCUUGCUCGCUUGUCUUGUGCCAGUAUCAAGGUCAAUAUUAUCUAUGGCUUAGGUGCUAUUUCUAUACUUGUAUUUGACAUUAUAGCCAUUGCUAUUUCUUAUAUCCAGAUAUUACGUGCUGUUUUCCGUCUGCCUUCUCGUGAAGCCCGGCUCAAGUCUCUCAGCACAUGUGGUUCACAUGUUUGUGUAAUUCUUGCUUUCUACACCCCAGCCCUCUUUUCCUUUAUGACACAUCGUUUUGGCAGAAAUGUUCCCCGUUAUAUCCACAUACUUCUGGCCAAUCUCUACGUCAUAGUGCCACCGAUGCUCAACCCUGUGAUCUAUGGUGUCAGAACCAAGCAGAUCUAUGACCGUGUGAAGAAAAUAUUAUUACAAAAAUAA
Echinops telfairi (small Madagascar hedgehog) is the source of this 942-nucleotide messenger RNA. Its product is annotated as olfactory receptor 52E2-like. The record is from RefSeq and is a predicted model, not a curated record. Gene Ontology annotation, biological process: G protein-coupled receptor signaling pathway. Gene Ontology annotation, molecular function: G protein-coupled receptor activity; olfactory receptor activity. NCBI's taxonomy places the organism in Eukaryota, Metazoa, Chordata, Mammalia, Afrosoricida, Tenrecidae. The transcript has a single exon. Gene Ontology annotation, cellular component: membrane. Bases 7 to 942 code for a protein of 311 amino acids.